AUGGCUCUCCAGUACAUUACAAACGCGGCAUCGAAAGCAAGCCCAUGGAGCUCCAAACCCGUCCUGACCGACGAAGACGAAGCUUUUUUACAGCGCGUUACGUCAAAUCCUGACGACGGAAGCAACAAUGACAUUAAGAUGCCAGAAGAAGGAAUAAAUCCUUUGGGUAGAGAUGCGCAGAUUGCAUUGAUGGAUGGUGCCCAGGACAUUCCGUUGCCAAUGUCGCCGUCGGAAGAUAUUGAGAGGGAGCUGCCUGAGCAGGUAACGGAGGCUAAGGAAGAAAAGGAGGAAUUAAAUCAUGUCGCAGCUACAGCUACUAAGAAGAGGAGACCGUGGAGUCUUUGGAUGAAGAAGGACAAGGGAAAGGAAUCCAAGACCUACACGGAAGGAAUAUCUACAAAACCAACAGCCAGCGACGGCGUCCCAAUAACAGACAAAGAGCAAAAAGAAGAACAAGAAGACCUCGCCAUAAUCAUGGAACGUCUCAACCUCGCCGCCGAAAACAAUCGCGCAUUCUCCGUCAGCGACGAGACGCAGCAGCUCCUUUCGAAAUUCAAACUGAUAUUUAAAGAUCUCGUGACGGGCGUACCUACGGCUUACCGCGACCUGGAAAGCCUGUUGACGAACGGCGAUAAACAGCUCAAGGAUGCAUUUGGACAUCUGCCUGGGUUCUUGCAGAAGCUUGUCCAGCAGCUUCCUGAGAAAUUUACCGAGUCGCUGGGUCCCGAACUCAUAGCUGCAGCUGGUGAGAGGGCUUCGAAGAGUGGAGUCAACAUGGAGAAUGCAGGUAAAGCCGCCGCUGCGGCGCAGAAGAUGGGAUUCAAAACGCCGAAUCUGAAGGAGCUUGUUGGCAAGCCAACUGCGAUUGCAGGUAUGAUGAGGUCAAUCAUCACUUUUCUUCGAGCUCGGUUCCCGGCUGUGCUUGGAAUGAAUGUGUUGUGGUCUUUGGCUUUGUUCAUUGUAUUGCUCGCCCUUUGGUACUGUCACAAGCGCGGCAAGGAAGUACGACUAGAGAACGAACGGCUUGUCACCGAAGCAGAAAUUGCCAAAAUGAACGAAGAGUACGAGCAGCACAUUCGGCCUACAGAAACAUUGAGCACGACUGCUCCUAGAGACGCUCCGAUAUCCGAUGUCCGGGAUGGCGUUGAGCAAGUUCGGAAGACGCGAGAGCAGGCACCACUCGCGUCUGAUUCUAGCACCGACCUACAAUCACCCCCGACAAAGACAACAGCAUCACCGGCCGCAACGGCAGUCGCAGCAACAGCCGUGUCAAGGAGUAGCAAUGCGACACCUUCGCUAUCUACCCCUGUCACAUCAACCGCUGGAAGGAAUGCCGGGCGGAAUCGAUUCUCGCUAUUGCGAACAUUCUCAAAAAGAACGAAGAGCGAAGAAACUAGGGAUAUUCAACCAUACCCCGGCACAUAA
This is a messenger RNA of Talaromyces marneffei, 1425 nucleotides long. RefSeq lists its product as uncharacterized. Lineage: Eukaryota; Fungi; Ascomycota; Eurotiomycetes; Eurotiales; Trichocomaceae. The transcript has 3 exons. The record is from RefSeq and is a predicted model, not a curated record. The coding region runs from base 1 to 1425 and encodes 474 amino acids.